This is a messenger RNA of Saccharomycodes ludwigii, 1389 nucleotides long. RefSeq names its product Ioc4p (gene IOC4). The coding region runs from base 1 to 1389 and encodes 462 amino acids. NCBI's taxonomy places the organism in Eukaryota, Fungi, Ascomycota, Saccharomycetes, Saccharomycodales, Saccharomycodaceae. The transcript has a single exon. The record is from RefSeq and is a predicted model, not a curated record.
AUGUCAUUGAAACCUGGGCAGUCAAUACUAGUCAAAGUAAAAGGGUAUCCUGCAUGGCCAGGUAUGAUAAUUCCCCACGAACUAGUUCCAGAAAAAAUCAAAGCCACUUAUACCAAUCAACAAUCAGAUAUAAAACAUACUGGGAGAAGUACUAGAUCAACCAUUAAUAAUUCAAACAUGAUUUGUGUUAAAUUCUAUUGUGAUGACAAUUACACCUGGAUCAACCCCAAAAAUAAAUCUGCAGUUGACACUUGGCAAUUACUGAACACAGAAGAUAUAAUUAACGACAUGUUGGCUAAAGAAGAAAACAAAAGAAGAAGCAAUAAGAAAUUGUGCGAUGCCUAUAAAGUUGCAUUGUUUUAUUUAACAAAAAAUAACAGCAAAGGUAAAACAGAUAAAGAUUCACAAUAUAUAAAGAAUUUUGUCGAGCAUGGAAGCUAUGGUGAAGAGAAAAAAGAACAGAAGAAAGAAGAUACUAUUGAUAAAAGCAACAUCAAUACUAUUAAAAACAAGAAAAAAUCCUUGACACCUACAAACAAUACUGGUGCUGUUGCAAAAAUAAGCAGCAAUAAAAAGAAAAAUUCUCCUUCUUUAUCUUCACUAAAAGAGAAAACUGGUAGUAAUAAUACUGCACCAAACACAUCUACCUCUAAAACUGGGAGCCCUUCUCCGAAAACCACAACUACAAGGAAAAAAUCUAAUACACCCACUCCUAAAGCUAAAGCGACACCUUCGGGAGCUAAAAAAAGUUUUUUUAAGUUCGAAAAUGAUUCUUCUGUAUUUGGGCCUUUAAAGGAUUACGAAUUGGUAGAAUUAGGUGCUCAAGACAUAAAAUUAUUAAAGGAAUUUGCUCGUUCUAACAAUAUCACCGCUUCUAAUUGUAAAAAAAUCAUAAAAGAUUACGAUACUCACCAAGAAUUGAAAGUUAGAUUUCAGGAGAAGUUGGCUGACAUUAAAAACUUAAUUUCCGAAUGUAUACUCAAAUUUAUUGAACUGAAAAAAAGUAAUAAUAGUCAAAAAGAUGUAACUAUAGUUUCUCAUGGCGGUCCUCAUUCCAAAGACGAUACAACAGCCAUUCCUGAUAAUGUUAAAUCCGAAACUGAAACUGCUAUCGAUAUUGAAGACACAAAAUACCCCAUUCUGAUAGAAACCCUAGAACUUUUGUUAUCUAAAUUACAAAAUUUAACUCAAUAUAAUAACAAAAGUUCUACUGGUGAUAAUAGUACUAAUUUACAUGAUCUUUUGUUGUGGGAAUUUAAGUAUGUUUUCCUCGAAGAUGCUGAAUUUCACUAUACUUAUAGCCAAUUACUCGAUCUUUUAAAACCUUUGUUGUUAAAAAAUGGCAUGUCCGAUCAACUAACAGCGAUUUACAAAAAGAUAUACGAUUGA